ACUCUCACUGCUCAACAGGAGGACGUAGUAGAGCGGAAGAGCCUCAAUGGGGACCUCCUCCAUCCAAACUUUUGUCGUCGACUAGUGCAGAUUGGGGGCUACUACGCUUGGCGAAAACACGACAAAUUUACUAUAGAAGAGCAUGUGGUGAUGGCGCCUCUACACUACCGCGGGCGCCUCGUUACCUCCAGGAACGUGCAGGAGUAUGUGAGCGAGGUGGUGAGCGAGCCCCUGCCCCACGACCUGCCACCAUGGCGGGUCACUGUGAUCACUACCUGUGAUGGAGGAGGCGGCGAGACGUGGAUGGUGGCGCGCGCCCACCACCUCCUGGCCGCCAAGCUGGCCCUACCGGACUUGUUGGUGACGGCCUAUCCUGACCCGUGGCGUCACCCAGCCACCCGGAGCCUCACCCUUCUCGCCGCCCCUGCCGCCACCACCCGCUUCCUUGGCACCGCCAUCACACUGGCCUCCACUACAGCAGCCACGGUUGGCGAGGCGUGCAGGCGGUGGUGUCAUGAGCGAUUCACGAGUUUUAAGACUCCCAUCUUCGUCGUGGUGGAGGAGGCCCUGCAGGCCGCCUACAAAGUUGCAUCUGAGGAGGACCCAGCACCUGUGGCCCGGGUCCUGGCUGCCUCUCUCACCUUCAUCUCUAUACUGAGAGGAAAACUUGUCAGCUGUAUUAGUUCACUCUGGGUAACCACAAGAGAGCAUUGCAACGCUGAGCGUGUAUGGCACUGUUGCCUCAUAUGUGUGGCCUGGGGUGCCAGGCUGUGGUGGCAGUGUGCUUUAUGUGUGCUGAGGCUGCCCUGGACCCUCCAUGUGUGGUGCACAACCUUGUGUUGUUGGGUGAGGGAGGUCCGCGCUACAGAGCACUGUGUCAUUCUGGAGGAUGCCAUUGUGGAGGUGUACUGGAUGAUCCGAGCUUUUGUCACCCUGCCGCGCCUGGUGCUGGAGGAGGCGCUCAGCACCCGAGGAGCGACGCCACUCAUGGGCUGGCUUGGACGCCGCCGACGGUUGCGGUCAACCCGGGGACGGGGUCACAGCAUGGCGGUGGCAUGGAGUGACCCCGUGCCUCUCAGCACCGCCCGCGGUGUACGAGGUGUCACGGGGGCCACACUGACAGAAGUGCUGCUGACUGCCUCAGCUGGUGCAGUCCGAGACUACCUCCGUGUCAUGGGACUGCCUGUCCCCGACGAGGUCAGCUGCACACUGCCCGUGUACUCCCAGCGGUGGGCUGAGAGCGGCCCGAGAGCCCACACACCCGGUCUGGUCACCUUGGCCCUCCCCACUGGUGCCACCGAGGCCUCCAUGGCCCUACACACACUGCGAGAAUCUAUGGGAAAAGUACAAGCCUACCCUGAGCGUUACCUGGCAUCUGUAUGGCUCAUGAGGAACGUGGCAUACUUCCUGCCCGAGUCGCUGCUGGGUAUUGUGUUCCGGGCACUGUCGGCUCGCUACCCGGUGCUCAUGUCCAACCUGGCUGGGCCGUCGCAUCCCAUCACUCUCUGGGGCCAUCACCUCGUCAACAUAUUUCACUGGAGGCCUCCGCAGGAUGGCGCCGUGUUGUCGUUGUGUGUGGCGUCGUACCUGGGUCGUGCCCGACUGGGGGUGAUGGGCGACGCCAGGGUGGUGCCCAACGCCGCCUCCCUGCCCCAGGCCUUCGUCACCCACCUCAACGAGCUCGCUGUCAACACCGGCGUCAGGCUAGAGCGUAGGUCCUCCCGUAGCUGGCUCCCUGGUAGCUCUCCAGGCACCACGCCCACACCUCCGCCCACGUCCACCUACUCACAAGCAGGAUUCUUCCUGCAGUGGGGGAAGGUGAAGCCAGUGGUACAGCUUGCCAGAAGACAGUCGGCUGUGUUCUAGUGUGGGGCAGUUCCACAGCCCCUACUCCAUCACACCCAACACCAAGCUGAAGCAAAUUGCAAGUGUCAGCAUAUCCAUCAGCAGCGAAAGACGUCUUUCGCCUGUAACUUUAUCAAACAGCAAAAUCAUCGAUGCCCAUACCCAAUAAAUGUAACUUUAAAAAUAAUA
Messenger RNA from Procambarus clarkii (red swamp crayfish), 2034 nucleotides. NCBI's taxonomy places the organism in Eukaryota, Metazoa, Arthropoda, Malacostraca, Decapoda, Cambaridae. The record is from RefSeq and is a predicted model, not a curated record.